AUUUAUUUAAUUUGAUUAUUCCUUGAGUUAGCAAAAUUGUUUUGGGUAACGAGAGAAAAAGGGUGGGGAACAUGGAAAUUGGUAUGCUACCAAUCUCUGCAUCAAAGAGAGGAAAACUCUUAGCUGCUGGUUACACCACACUUCACUCCAUUGCCACCACUUCCAUCACUCACCUUGCCACAGAUAUAGAAGUUUCUGAGAGUGAAGCUUUGGAAAUUCUGAAUUUUGCUACAAGAAACAGUGCUUUGGAAAGAUCAAGUGGGAGUAACACUAAUGUUAUUCAAGGUGGUCAGACUGCUUGGGAUAUGCUCAAUGAGGAAAGGUUUUCUUCUUCCAUUACCACUUCUUGUGCUGAUCUAGAUAACAUCCUUGGUGGAGGCAUUAAUUGCAAAGAAGUCACUGAAAUUGGUGGAGUUCCGGGCAUCGGCAAAACACAAAUAGGGAUUCAACUUGCAGUAAAUGUCCAGAUUCCUCUAGACUAUGGUGGCCUAGGUGGGAAGGCAAUAUACAUUGAUACAGAAGGAAGCUUUAUGGUCGAACGUGUUCUUCAAAUUGCUGAAGCAUGCAUAGAAGAUAUGUCAGAAUAUAGCCACCACUUCCACAAGGAUAAUCAAGCUUAUGGAGUUAAAAUGCACCCAAAUAGUAUCUUGGAAAAUAUAUUCUAUUUCCGUGUUUGCAGCUAUACUGAACAAAUUGCUUUGGUAAAUUACUUGGACAAAUUCGUCACGGAGCAUAAAGAUGUGAAGAUCAUCAUUAUUGACAGUGUUACUUUCCACUUCCGCCAAGACUUUGAAGAUAUGGCUCUUCGGACUCGAUUACUUGGUGAAAUGUCUUUAAAGUUGAUGAAACUUGCAAAAAAUUUCUCUUUGGCUGUUGUUAUGUUGAAUCAAGUUACAACCAAGCAUGUUGAAGGUUCAUUUCAGUUGACACUUGCCCUAGGUGAUAGCUGGUCGCAUUCAUGCACGAACCGGAUCAUCUUAUAUUGGAAUGGCGAUGAACGACAUGCAUACAUUGACAAGUCUCCUUCUCUUAAAUCAGCUUCAGCACCAUAUUCUGUGACUUCUAGAGGGAUACGUAAUUCUACUUCAAGUAGUAAAAGAAUCAAGAUGGUGUGAGAUUUUUAGUAGGAAGAUAAUAGAACAUGUUUCUUUUCCUCUCUUUUUUUUUUGGCUUUUCUACAAUAUUGGCUUUUGUAUAGCCGCCCUCAAAGUACAGUGACCUUUGUUUUGGUUGGAUAAGAAAUUUGUCUCAUCUAAAGUGAGCAAUUUUAAAAGGAGAAAAUCAAGAAUUUCUAUUUCCAUGAACUCCAAUUUGUUAUGAUGCAUCUGCAAUGUUGACAUUUAAUUUGUUAAUCAAUAGUAGUUAAUAUCGUACCA
Messenger RNA from Trifolium pratense (red clover), 1376 nucleotides. Its product is annotated as DNA repair protein RAD51 homolog 3. The record is from RefSeq and is a predicted model, not a curated record. Gene Ontology annotation, cellular component: replication fork; Rad51C-XRCC3 complex; Rad51B-Rad51C-Rad51D-XRCC2 complex. Lineage: Eukaryota; Viridiplantae; Streptophyta; Magnoliopsida; Fabales; Fabaceae. Gene Ontology annotation, molecular function: crossover junction DNA endonuclease activity; four-way junction DNA binding; ATP-dependent DNA damage sensor activity. Gene Ontology annotation, biological process: meiotic DNA recombinase assembly; DNA repair; reciprocal meiotic recombination. The transcript is spliced from 9 exons. Bases 72 to 1115 code for a protein of 347 amino acids.